This is a messenger RNA of Fusarium sp. VM40, 2757 nucleotides long. The record is from the annotation of a GenBank genome assembly. NCBI's taxonomy places the organism in Eukaryota, Fungi, Ascomycota, Sordariomycetes, Hypocreales, Nectriaceae.
AUGUUUGGUCCGCCUGUGGUGGAAAUCAGUGACGACUCGUCUGAUGAUGCAGCUGAGGACAAUGAAGAAUUGCUACAGGUCCUUGACUCGAUUCAAUCGACAGGCAAAAUCGCAACUUUCAGCCGAUAUCCCGCGUUUGUGAACCCCGGUCUCACUAUCCAAGGGAAUCAUCUUAUUCCCCUUCCGCUAAAAGAAGACGAUGCGCAGGCUAUCAAAAGCGUCUGUCGACAGGCGCCCUUCGGCCAUGGCGACAAAACAGUCGUGGACACAUCGGUGCGGAACACCUGGGAGCUCGAUGCAUCAAAGUUCGAGCUGGUCAACUCGCAAUGGCCCAGCUUCUUUGAUGUACUUCUUCGAGAUACGGCAAAGGGACUUGGCUUUCAGAAAGUCGUUGCCAAGCCGCACAAGUUGCUCCUCUACGAACCUGGCUCGUUCUUCAAGUCUCAUAAAGACUCGGAAAAGGAGCAGGGCAUGAUCGGAACACUCGUUGUGUGUCUUCCUUCUCAACAUGAAGGCUCUGACGUGCACUUGUCAUUCGGGUCGCAAGUAAUCAACUAUUCAACAGCUCCGACCUCCAAAUUUGAUCUGACCUCAAUCUCUUGGUUCUCGGAUGUAACACACAAAGUCACAACACUGACAUCUGGUUAUCGACUUGUCCUCACAUACAAAAUAUUCGUCCUAGGAGAAGACCCUCUUUCAGCUUCCACUAUCUUGGAACAGACCGACCAUUUGAAGACCAUGUUGAACAAGUGGCAAACCAAAUCUGUUAGGAAUGGAAAGCUUAUUUAUCCUCUCGACCAUCUUUACACGGAGACAAGCUUGUGUUUAGAAAACUUAAAAGGACGCGACCGAGCUGUCGCUCACACUCUGAGUCAGAUUUGUUCUGGCGCUGGAUUCUACCUCUUGUUAGCGCACGCAACCCACGUUCAGAAUGGAGAAGACGGAUAUGGUGCUUAUUAUGACGACUCUGAAGAGGACCACACAACUUUGAGCGCGAUGUACGGCCCCAAUGGCGGAAAGGUCGCUUCGGAUGUUGAUAUUAAUGUCGAUGAAAUCCUGGGUUACAGCAUCAGCAAAGAGGAACCAGACAGUGAGGACGAAGGCGAAUACACUAGAAACGAGAAUGCACCACCUACAUUCCGAUACCACAAGACAGUAAUUGUCCUUGUACCAAAGGCUCAGCUUCGGCAUUAUCUCAACAAGCAUUCUUCAAUCUACAAUGAAAGCCCAAAGGCUGAGAAUGAAUGCCUGGCCGAGAUGGUAUGCCAAGAUCUUGCCAACAAUCGGAAUGAUCCGUCCACGAAGCAGGUUGCCACUGCCUUCAUGGAGGAUGUCUUGGAUUCCGGAGUGAAGCCCAAAGCGGAAAUCAUUGGGCUCAUAUCGAAGUGGGCUUUGGAACUUGAUAACAUAGAAAUGUUUAGGGCUUGCGUUAGAGCCACAUACACAUCAGUUGGGUCGCGACCCAAUCAUAUUAAUGCUUUCCCGUUCUAUGUGUAUAGAAAAGCCAUUAGCAAAGAGCUAGUGGACCAUCUCAGAACUCACUGGGAUGGAAAGGAGCAAGGUAUUGAAUGGGAAUAUUGGCUACAAGAUCUCAAGACAGCUCGUGAUAUAGUUACAGAGUUCGAUGCGUUCUGUGCUCUCUUCAGAACUUCGACCGAGCAUCAACCUCUGCUUAAGAGCUUUAAUGCAUGGGCAGAUCCAGUUUGUGAAGAGAAGCUGAGAACGCAAUCUUUAUGGGCAAAGUCGGAUCGAGAGUACGUUCUCGGUACUCUCAAAUCACGUAACGCAGAUCGCGAAUUCAUACUGCAGAGCUUCCUUCCCGCAAUUAUACCACGAGCUCACCGAUACUUUUUGUGGGAUAUCUUGCAUUUGAUCAGUGUCGAAAGGGAGAGCACGUUUCCAAACUCUGGAGAACUAUACAAGUCCAUUAUCCAGCACAGCGGACAACAGUUAUGCCUCUCUGAGACUGACCUCACCCCAAACGCGCAGGAAGAUAAGGACGAAGGUUACGGCUACCGCACGCCAUGCCAGAAGUUUGUCAGAAUGCUAGAUGAAGGUUACAUCAACAGUGCCGGGCAAAAGAACCUGGUGUUACUGGAGCAGAGCUGCAAUAUUUUGAUCGAGAGGAAGGAUUUCUGGUCGUCAGUGAGUCCGCAACACUUGAGGAGGGACUUUCUUGAGCCUCUGAUCAAAGUCUUGGAAACCCAUAACGUACCCCCAAUCCCAGCGGUGCAAGGGUUCUUUGAGGUUGCGCUACGAGAUAUCUUCCACAAGCCGAUCAAUACACGACCCGUCCAUCUCCCAGGAUGGGCACAUCAGGAGCGUCACUGUUCGAGAUCGUCCAAUUGUGGGGAAUGUCGACAAAUGAACGAUUUUCUUAAGAGUCCAGAACAGCAACAGUGGCAUUACAUGGCUGGCAAGCCCAGUCGAGAACAUGUCGAAGCUCAACUUAGAGAUCCAGUCUACUCGUUCGAAACCCUAAAGCAUAGGUCCCCCCAUACUCUAGUGGUUACAAAACGAGGAACGAAUUACGACAUCGCACUACGCGCCUGGAAAGAAGCCUUUCGAGCGGUCGAUGACUCGGUCUACUGGAUAAGAAACGACUAUCUCAGAGGGUUCAUGGGCGAAGAAAAGUACAAGGAGCUGUUUCUUUUGGAAAAGCCUGGACAAGAAGAUCUUCGAGGUUCCGUGACACUCAGUUGGCCAGGGAGAGGUGACAUGGCACCGCCAAGCGCUAAACGCACACGCCUGUGGUAA